Gastrolobium bilobum is the source of this 2770-nucleotide messenger RNA. Its product is annotated as protein FAR1-RELATED SEQUENCE 5. The record is from RefSeq and is a predicted model, not a curated record. The coding region runs from base 221 to 2578 and encodes 785 amino acids. The transcript is spliced from 2 exons. Gene Ontology annotation, molecular function: zinc ion binding. Gene Ontology annotation, biological process: regulation of DNA-templated transcription. NCBI's taxonomy places the organism in Eukaryota, Viridiplantae, Streptophyta, Magnoliopsida, Fabales, Fabaceae.
GAGAGCAAAGAAGCUCAAGUUCUGAAAGAAUAAUCGGUGUAUCUUUCGUUUCCGUCAGUGUUUAUGUUUGCUUUGAAGAAGAUUCAUUCCACAGAUUUCUCGUUAGCAUAUCCUCCAUGCGCUCCAUCAGUCAGUUCUUUACCAACUCUACAGUUCCUCUGCUUUCGUUCCAUAUGAAUUCCAUAUAUCACCGAUUCUGAUCUCGUAACUGUUAUUCGUUAUGGAUAACGAGGUGUUAGAAUUUGAUAUUGGUAUUGGAGGAGGCGAUGGAGAAUACGACGAUGACGGUGGAGACAUUGAACAUCCUAUUGAUGAAGAUGAAUUGGCUGAUAGCAGUGGCGGUGUUGGUGGGGGAGCAAUUGGUGGUGAAUUAUAUUUCCCCGAAGGAGACCUCUUAGAUCUCGAACCUUACGAGGGAAUGGAAUUCGAAUCUGAGGAAGCUGCGAAGGCCUUCUACAAUUCCUACGCUCGUCGCGUUGGGUUCAGUACACGUGUCAGCUCAUCGCGUCGUUCGAGGCGCGACGGCGCUAUCAUACAGAGGCAAUUCGUUUGCGCCAAGGAAGGUUUCCGCAACUUGAAUGAGAAGCGAACCAAGGACAGAGAGAUCAAGCGUCCAAGAACAAUUACAAGAGUUGGAUGCAAAGCGUCUUUGUCUGUGAAAAUGCAAGAUUCUGGUAAAUGGAUCGUGUCAGGGUUUGUUCGAGAACAUAAUCAUGAACUUGUUCCGCCAGAUCAGGUGCAUUGCCUUCGAUCUCAUAGGCAAAUUUCAGGAGCUGCGAAGACGCUGAUUGAUACUUUACAAGCGGCUGGGAUGGGUCCACGGAGGAUUAUGUCAGCGCUGAUUAAAGAGUAUGGUGGGAUUAGCAAAGUUGGAUUCACAGAGGUUGAUUGUAGGAAUUACAUGAGGAAUAAUCGGCAGAGAAGUUUGGAAGGGGAUAUUCAAAUUGUUGUGGAUUAUUUGAGACAAAUGCAUGAGGAAAACCCUAAUUUCUUCUAUGCUGUUCAAGGUGAUGAUGAUCAGUCUAUAAAUAAUAUUUUCUGGGCUGAUUCUAAGGCAAGGAUGAAUUAUACUUUUUUUGGUGAUACUGUAACUUUUGACACUACUUAUAGAUCUAAUAGGUAUCGGUUACCGUUUGCUCCCUUUACUGGUGUGAACCAUCAUGGACACCCUGUUCUGUUUGGUUGUGCUUUCUUGAUUAAUGAAUCUGAGGCAUCAUUUGUGUGGCUUUUCAAGACUUGGCUUAUGGCCAUGUCUGGACGCCCUCCGGUAUCGAUAACGACUGAUCAUGAUUCUGUGAUUCGGUCUGCUGUAAUGCAAGUGUUCCCUGAGACGCGACAUCGGUUCUGCAAGUGGCACAUCUUUAAGAAAUGCCAGGAGAAGUUGUCUCAUAUUUUCCUCAAACAUCCGAGUUUUGAAGCUGAGUUUCACAAAUGUGUUAACUUGACUGAGUCGAUUGAGGAAUUUGAAUCUUGCUGGUCAACACUUUUGGAUAGAUAUGAUCUCAGGGACCAUGAAUGGCUUCAAGCAAUAUAUUCUGCUUGCAGGCAGUGGGUACCUGUGUAUUUGCGAGACACGUUUUUUGCAGAGAUGUCCAUCACUCAGCGAAGUGAUAGCAUGAACUCUUACUUUGAUGGGUAUGUAAAUGCUUCAACCAAUUUAAAUCAGUUCUUUAAGCUGUAUGAGAAAGCACUGGAGAGUCGCAAUGAGAAAGAAGUAAGAGCAGAUUAUGACACAAUGAAUACUUUGCCAGUAUUAAGGACUCCAUCUCCAAUGGAAAAGCAAGCAUCUGAGCUUUACACCCGAAAAAUUUUCAUCAGGUUCCAAGAGGAGUUAGUUGGGACACUAACACUCAUGGCAUCCAAAGCUGAGGAUGAUGGGGAUGUCAUUACAUAUCAUGUAGCUAAAUAUGGAGAGGACCAUAAAGCAUACGACGUUAAAUUCAAUGUUUUGGAGAUGAAAGUAACUUGUAGUUGCCAAAUGUUUGAGUUUUCGGGCCUUCUUUGCAGACAUGUUUUGGCAGUCUUUAGAGUUACCAAUGUGCUUACUCUUCCAUCUCAUUAUAUAUUGAAACGUUGGACAAGAAAUGCCAAGAGCAAUGUAAUAUUAGAAGAACAUUCCUGUGAUGUAUAUACUUACUAUUUGGAAUCUCAUACAAUUAGAUAUAAUACCCUUCGACAUGAAGCCUUCAAAUUUGUUGAUGAAGGUGCAAAGUUUCCUGAAACUUAUGAUGUUGCAAUGGGUGCUUUACAAGAAGCUGCAAAAAGAGUUGCUCAGGCAAUGCAAAACGAGGGAAAAAAUCCCAUUAGCAAUGGAAAGGUUAGGAGUCACUUGCUAAAUGAUGAAAGUCAUGCCAAGUACACAAGUGGAUGCCAGGAAGAAAGCUUGGACCAGCAUAUGUCUGAGGAUGAUAUGGAUAAGAAUAUUAGAAAACUUAUGAAUGAGCUUGACUGCGCAAAUCGAAAGUGUGAAGUUUACCGGUCCAACCUGCUCUCAGUUUUGAAAGCUGUUGAGGAUCACAAGUUAGAGUUGUCUGUUAAGGUGGAAAACAUCAAGAUAAGCAUGAAAGAUGGCCUCUAAGGACUGUGGAGAGGUAACAUAGAAACAGAUAGGAAAACAAAUGGAAAAACAUAUACUUCCCUAACAUUUCCUUUUUUGCCAAUUCAAUCGCGCUUCAAUAAUGCUCCCAUUAAUAGGCAUUUAGUUUUUGUAGAAAUUGAUAGUCUUUUGAACCUGUCUUCUUGCCCCUCUUUUAUAAUAUAUCAAGAUGGU